This is a messenger RNA of Hibiscus syriacus, 3519 nucleotides long. RefSeq lists its product as uncharacterized. Bases 1 to 3519 code for a protein of 1172 amino acids. The record is from RefSeq and is a predicted model, not a curated record. Gene Ontology annotation, cellular component: intracellular membrane-bounded organelle. Lineage: Eukaryota; Viridiplantae; Streptophyta; Magnoliopsida; Malvales; Malvaceae. The transcript has 6 exons.
AUGUAUAGGUACAUAUUUCCUGGUAUCUUGUCAGUACCAUCCACAGCUCACAGUGUACUGCUCACAGUGUCAAUUGCAAUCAUAUGGAACCAGCUCUCAUACAUGAAGCCUUCCACUGCUCUGCGGUGGCAAAGUCGCGGUGGCAAAGUCAUACUGAAAUCAAUGGAACUCCAAGCUUACAAUGCAUUGCCUAGUGAUCAACCUGCGUAUGGAAUGUUGAAAUUCCUACAAAGUUUCGAAAGGGCUCUUUUGCUGAUUAUUAGCAAUGGGUUGAUGAAAAUGCCUGGUAAAUCCUUAAAGGAAGCCUAUUACCUUAAAAUGACUUUGGUAAGGCUGCUUGUGUUGUGCUCUUUUUUGAACUACGUAGCGGAUCCUGUUAUAAAUGCCAAAGUUGAAAGAUUUGAAGUCUCAGAGUUCAAACUCAACAUAUCUAAUGCUUCCCAAGGUUCUCGUCCGAUAACGAUGAUUAUAUGCUUUGAUAUUAGGAAAAGAGAUGUUGACUUCCGAUGCUUUGAUAUUAGGAAAGAGAUGUUGACUUCAGAGUUGCCUUUGCUAAUAACUGCCUUUAUAGAACCUUAUGAAAUGUACCGGACUCAGCCUGAUUCUUCAUUGGUCUUUGCGUACAACCGGUCCACUGAUAUUCAAAAGCAUUGCAGUUCUUUUCUAGCCUCAGCAUCUGCACUAAAACCAGAUGAUAACAUGGGAAGUAGGCUCAAGAAUGAACUCUCCUUUUAUCUCGGAGAUUGGGACCAGGAAACUGAUGAUGCACCAUUGAUACAAUUCGAUGACGAUGGUGCCGUCGAUGCAACUUCCUUACUCAAGUUGGCAUCCUUUGAAGUAAAGGAUGUCAAUUCUAUCCAGCAACUUAACAACACUGUAAGCCUCGGAGGGGUUCUAUCUUUAGGCAUAUCCAAGGAUAGUUCAUUCGCUUACAAUGUCGGCCUAGAAUCCAGGAUGAAUCCAGGUUCAUCUGUCGUGAACAUUGUUUUCGAAGGGGUUUAUAUGGAGACACAGGAGAAUGGAGGUGAACGUUUGAUGUGUUUUGUAGGAAGUUCAUCUUCAUCUUUACCUUCUACAGAAACAUGUGACUGCGACGAGAUCUCGGAGCUUCGAACUAGCCGUGUUCCUAUAUGCUUUAAACGCCGUCGUUUUGGUUUCUUACAAGAUGAUCAUGUUUUGCUUGUUCUACGCUAUCCUAAAGUCUUCAAUUUGACCCAAAGAGCAAUCCAGGGAGAAAUGAUAAGUCUAAAUAAACAAGGAGAGACAAGGUACUUCAGUAAAGUCAAUAUCUCAUCUCAUUUGAGUGGCAACUCGAUAUACGAAUUUAGUUCAGAAUUGAUCCGCUCUACAACUUUUGAUCCACCCCCUUUCCAAGAUGAUUUUUUGGAAGAUGGUUUCCAGAUGUUUACUGCUAGAGAAUUCUGUCAAGUGCUUUACCAUUCUUCCGGUGAAUCUUUAAGUACUGCUCCAAAUUACAGGUUCAACAACAGCUAUAAGAACCAGAUCCAUGAAAAAAUAGGCCCUUUCAUGCUCCAGAAGGAGAUGCAGGCUGCUGAUGGUUCGAGUUUUGACAAUGUAAAGCUCAUUUUUCAACAUGUCAAAUGCGAGCAAGAUACUAACAGAACCGGCAUUGCAAAGGUUUCUGCAGUGCUGAGAGCAUUUAACAAAGGAAGCUUUCAACAUUUCGAAAGAUUAAGAACUGGUCUUUCGGGGUUGACUUUAGCUGCUGAGGGUAUAUGGAAUUCUUCUUCUGGACAGCUUUUCAUGGUUGGAUGCCAAGGGACGGUCGAAUCGGGGUUUGAAGGAUGUGAUUACGUGAUUGCAAUGUACUCUCCACGUUCAUUUUCCAUUAAGCAGAGAAGCUCCUUGUUUGGAGCCAUAUCCAACGUGAAAAAGGAUAUAGCUUUGGACAAUCCUUUAUAUUUUAAUGCAAUAAAAGGCAUUGGCAGCAGAGAUAUCAUGGAAUAUUUACCUUACAAUUAUUCCAAAAUCAACUUGGUCAAUGCGUUUGAGAGUAGAACUCUACCUUAUCAAAUUCUAAACAUUGUCAAACAGUGGCUCUUCCAGUAUCCGGCUCUGAAAGAUGCAGGAGAACCGCUUACUCAGUUGAGCCAGUUGACCAAUAAUCUUGCUUUAGAUGGCUAUGUAGUCCCAGAUGAUCAGCAAAUUGCUAGGCCAAAAUCUCGAGUCCUCAUUCAGCUCGAGUUGUUUACUUUAGGUCCAUUAUAUGGAUGGUCUGAACCCAAUUUGAUGAAGGGAAAUCUCAGAAAGAAACCAGUCAUUACAAAAGAUGAUCUCACAAGCUGCCGGUUCUUGAAUGUGUCGGUGCAUCUCACAUUCAAAACCGAGAAAGAAUACAAGCAAACAACUUACAAAAAUGUCUCAGAAUUGUCCCUGGAAGGUCUAUAUGACCCUAUUUUUGGUGAGAUGCAUUUGAUUGCAUGUAGGAAGGCUUUGGUUGCGAGUAUCGGCUUAGAACGAGGCCAAGAUUGUCUUAUAACAGUUAAAAUUCAGUACCCGCCUGUAAACUUACAAUGGUGGCAAAAACCAAUUGUCAAGAUCACCAUCAGAAGCCAAAGGAAAGAAGAUGAUCCCCUCUACUUUAGCUUGAUUACCAUUCGUACUCGUUUGGCUAAUUAUCCAGAUUAUUUUGAAGCAAUUGCUGAUCGAGCAUACUUGGAGGCAAUUGUAGGCAUUCUACUGCUCACAGUGUUGAUUGCUCUCACACGGAACCAGCUCUCAUACAUGAAGGUAAAUGCAGAUAUUGUUCCUUACAUUUCUACUACCAUGCUUGCUUUUCAGUUCCUUGGAUAUAGCCUUCCACUCAUAUUUGGAACCAAAGUCGUAUUGAAAACAAUGGAACCCAAAGCUUACAACUCAAUUCCUCCAAAUCAUCGUGCAUACGGAAUGUUGAAACUUGUUCAAAGUUUCGAGAAGGCUCUUUUGCUGGUUGUCAUACUACUUACUGCAAGACUUUUCUGUAUGGUAAGGGACUCUAGAAGCAAGACCCUCUCUCAAGGGUCCUCUAGACAAAGAUGUGGUUCAAGAGAGAAAAGGGUCAUGCUGAGUACCAUGGCUAUAUACGCUUUCGGAUUUCUGAUUUGGUUUGUUGCUGGUUAUUAUCCUGAUGUACAUCAGCUAAAUCCCGAAAAGGACAGACAUGGACCGAGAAAUGGGCAAAUGUGGGAAACUCAGAUGGAUGUAAUGACGAAUUUUGUUUACUUUGUUCAAGACUACUUUCUGCUUCCUCAGAUUAUUAGCAAUGGAUUGAUGGAAAUGCCUGGUAAAUCCUUGAAGCAAACCUAUUACCUCGGAUUGACAUCAGUAAGGCUGGUUGUGAUCUUCUUUGACUAUGUAAUGGAUCCUAUUACACAUGCCAAAGUGGAAGAUAUUGAUGUCGACUCGAGUUCAAACUCGGCACAUCUAACGCUCACCAUGGUUCUUGGUCCGAUAACCAUGAUUAUGUGUGCAAUUAGAGUCUACAUCCAGCAGAACUGGAAACACCAGAAACAUAGUUAG